AUGGUUUUGAGGGGGCACCUUUGUGGACCACACUCAGAUGAAGGUAUGGCCUCAGAUCAACCCGUAAAAAAGAAACAGCGAAUUGACGCACCUGAUAUCGAUGACGCUAGCGAUAGAUCCACAGAGGAUGUACUCACAGAUAUAUUUGAUACGGAGACACCACCUGUUGAAACUUCAGAGGAGUUUCCGUCGAGAAAUGGUGAGUCACCAGACAGUGGAACUGUUAGUGAGGAUGCCGUUGACUGUUCAAGUCUUUUGAGACUCCCAAGUGACACUAAUGUAGAAAUCAUACCAUCUUGCUCCACUUCGACUGCACACUGGAAUUCUGAAGAUGAUAAACUUCUCACUGAACUACGUAUAUUACAAGAUGGCCUUGUUGGUCAGUGUUUAUGUAGAUUUGAUCAGGAUGUGGUAUCAAAUUUGUUUGACAGACGACUUAACAUUGUUUCCUGGCCCCUGACAUGUUCUCUUACAUAUUUAUCCACUAUGCAGCUAAUGUUUGAUAUAUAUUUAAAGCAAAACAGUACAGGUACAAUAUGUUCAAAAAUAAUGCAGGCAUGUGACAUAUUUGUAAGGAAUAGACAUGAUUGGAUUACUGAGGUUGUGGAAUUGGCAGAUCACAAGAGUAAAUUUAUAACAUUUGUGGCCAGUAGAGUAUUGGCUAGUUUUCUAAUUGUCUCCAAAGACACUGUAGAUGAAAAUUGGUUGCAGCAAAUAGCUGAAAACAUUUAUCUUUUUGACAGAAUCAAUAGGAUCACAGUACAAAAAAUAAAUUUCAGUCUAGAUAUUAUAAAAAGGAUAGUUGAGUGGAAGGAUGUUGAGCAGCAUCCUCUUGAAGAUAACAGUUAUAUGAGUUCGGGCAAUAUUCAAGUACAAGAAGAUAAUCCAUUUAGAAGUAGCAUAGGAUACAGCAGUGGUAAUGAUAAUGACAUGAUGCCUUCGAGUUCACAUAAUAAUUUACACAAUUCAUUCUCAAAUCUUCAAACUCAUGGUGCUCCUUCAACAUCAUCAUCAGAACAAGAAAGACCCGCAACUUUUAAACUCCACGACCCAGUAUUAAAGUUAUCAAGUAAUGACCAGAGGGAAAUGGAACAAUCAGAAUCACCUGAACCUCCACAGUCUAGGAUAGAAAGGGUCAACGAACAUGGCUGUGUGACUAUCGUACUGACGGAUUCUGAAUCAUUUGACACGUCACACAUCAAAUGCUUAACGAUUAAAACGUUAGAACACCAUUGGCCUGUAUUGGUGAAAAAUAUGAAGCUUCUUCUAUUAAGGUACCUGAAUUUAGCUAAUUCUGAAAAUUGUAUUUUAACAUUUUUCUCAUUAUGGGAAAAUAUUAUAAGUGUGAAAGCGAAUCUCUCGGUUAUAGAUACAAAGCCAUUUUAUGCUGAUCUACAGAGUUUUGUUGAUUUAUUACGAAAUACAGUGUUGCCGAGUCUAAUAUAUACUCAUUUACUAAGUUUGUUCAAUGAGGUCCUGUGUUAUGGGUCAACAUUAGCACUACAAGAUAUUUUGCCAGAAGAAAUUUGUUGUUUGGCUCACUCAAUAGUUAGAUUUGUGAAAGAUUUCAGAUUGUUAAGUGAUGUUAGGAUCCAAACAAGCAGAAGUGGUUUUGGGUUCUUAGGGCAUGAAUGCACUAUAUUAAGAGAUUACUCAUUAGGCCCUGAAGUUGCACCUUUGUCAUCUUCAAUUCAGUUAGUAGACCAGAGUUAUGGGGAGGAUGAAAAUGAAGAUACCGGGCAAACUAGAUCUGAAGUAGACAAAACUAUGUUACAAAGAAUGGCAUUGUUAGUGCUAAAAUCAGUUGCCGUCACUGUAAAAGAAAUGCGAUGUGAUUCAUCAGACAGUUCAAUAGAUUCCUCUGACUAUAAUGCAAUACAAGACAUGCAAAUUGUAGAAAGAUCAAUCCGAGAUGUACUUAAAAAAUUAGAUGUCUUCAUUAGAAACAGCUUAGAAUUUCACCCUGAGACACCUUUUACUAAAAUGCUGAUACAUUUAUUUAGUGAACAAGAUGAUUAUUUAAUAGAGUCCAUGGUUUGCACACUUGAUAUUACAGUAGGCAUUGUGUACAGGAACUCUAUGUAUCCAGAUCUAAUACCUAUGUUAAAUCCUAUAUCAUCAUUCAUAGAAUUCCUGAAGGUAGUGUCUCAUGACAGUGAUGUAUUGUUAGAUUACUUAGUCAGCAAUGAGACAUGUUUCCUGCUGUAUUUGUUAAGAUUUUUGAAAUAUGUGCGGAGAAACUGGCCUAAGUUCUUGGAGACAUGUCAGCAGGCAGAUUCUGGAGGCAGCAGAGGUCUUGAAGACACAAUGAGGGUUCUAAUAAGAUUGAGACUGCAAAUAAGUCGAUUGGUUUCUAAAUCACUCUUCCCGUACAACAUAAGUCCUGUUCUAAGAUUGUUGGAGGUUUGUGAAAGCUUAUAUGAAGGAAAUGAAUUUAGCUGA
This is a messenger RNA of Arctia plantaginis, 2442 nucleotides long. Lineage: Eukaryota; Metazoa; Arthropoda; Insecta; Lepidoptera; Erebidae. The record is from the annotation of a GenBank genome assembly.